Macroventuria anomochaeta is the source of this 2193-nucleotide messenger RNA. RefSeq lists its product as uncharacterized. Bases 17 to 2077 code for a protein of 686 amino acids. The transcript has 3 exons. Gene Ontology annotation, molecular function: zinc ion binding; DNA-binding transcription factor activity, RNA polymerase II-specific; DNA binding. Gene Ontology annotation, biological process: DNA-templated transcription; regulation of DNA-templated transcription. The record is from RefSeq and is a predicted model, not a curated record. Lineage: Eukaryota; Fungi; Ascomycota; Dothideomycetes; Pleosporales; Didymellaceae.
CGCUCAUCAACAUGCAAUGGAUUCGCCUGCUGCCGUGCGACGUCGCCGUAGACGGAGAGUGCCAGACGAAAACCGAAAAAGGGCUCCGCGUGCAUGCACCUACUGUAAGGCGAGGAAGAGCAAAUGCAUCGAAACAUCUCGCGGUGUUUGCCAGCGAUGCAUGCAGAGCUCCUUGAACUGCAAGUUCGAACGACGGCUGAGUACUUCGAGCGAGAUGGAGACGCCGUUAGAAUCUCACAUCAGUCCCUCGGCAACCUUCGAGACAGAUAGUCCGGCUGAGCGUUUCAUGUGGCCACGAUUCUUAUCCAAACUACGCGAAACCUUCUCCCUGGAGGCAGCCAGUACAUCAGAAACACAGCCUUCGAUAUUGCCACCUGUUCAAACACCAAGGCAUUCGCCGGACUCUGCCCAUAGAGUUUGUGAAGCAGCUCGAGCUUUUCCACCUCAAGCAGUUGCACGCUUUCUUCUCUCUGUUUGCAACGAACAUGGCACGGACUCCUUCCACUACUUCCACACAGCCCAAUUCUCCGCUGAACUAGACGAGUUCUAUGCUAGUCCAAAUUCCCCUUUAAGGCUCGAUAGUGCCUUCGUAUGCCUUGCGCAUGCGACUUUCGCAUUAGGGAGCCAAUGGGCUACGUUGGUGCGACCUAAAGACACGAGAACGGCUCCUUCUCCACAAGAUGGUGACCCUGGACGGCUUUUCUAUCAACAGGCUCGUAGUCUCAUUCCGGACAUCAUCGAGCUCAACUCAAUCCGUACCGUCCAAGCAGCAUUUGUCAUCGGUGUAUACCUCCUGCCCGCUAGUGCCAUCAGUUCAUCCUACGUCUACCUUGGUCUGGCUCUCAGAAAAGCUUUGGCACUCGACCUGCAUCAAGAGACUGAGGAAAUACACAUCAGCGACACCGAAAGGGAACUCCGUCGGAGAUUGUGGUGGGCUGUGUACUCCCUGGAAAGAUGCACAACCGUGAAGUUAAACAGACCGAGGUCCAUCGACGCGGCCAUUGUUACUGUGAACCUACCAACAUUGCUCCCUGCACUCGAUUCUCAGCAGGCUUUCGACAAUGUCGACCAUCAGGUAGCGAAUGCACAACUCAUGUUGAUUUUGGAUCGAGUUGAUGAACCUAUUGCAAGACGAGAACCUUCAAAUGACGUGGAGACCGCUCUGAAGCAUUGGAAGCGCUCUCUACCACCCACGCUGAAGCUAGAGUCAAUACAUCCACGGUCGUCGAGUUACCGAGCCACCUUCCACCUAUACCUCAAUUACUACUUCGCAAGGAUUGCGAUGGGAAAAGUGAGCGUUGUGGCGCGGGUUCGAUUGUAUCUGAGGAACCGCCUUGGUCGAGAUGCCCAGCCUACACCUGAAGACCAUACCGAUCAUCUCUCACAAUCCUGCAUCAAAGCAGCGAAGAAGAUACUGCGGCUGUACGAAGAUGUCCGUCGAACAGGAAGCUUGACGCGCUUUUCCUUCACUGACUUUCAAGGUUGCAGUGUAGCAACAUCGCUUGUGCUGUUAGCGGGCAUAUUAGAACGCGACUCGGACUACGAUAGACAUGUGAACUUCGGCCUGGAUAGCCUUCGAAAGAUGGCGGAAGGGAAUGCCACUGCUACAGCUGGACUGAAGUUUGUGGAAGCUCUACGAUCCAUUGCUGAAGAAGCUGUGCAGAGGCUGCAUCAGCACAGCGCAGUUGCAUCGAGUGUAGCGCAAGACUUUUUGCAGACAGCAGACUACAGUACCUGGGCCGACUGGCUCGCUCGUCAACCAAGACAGUUGUGUGGCAUUGAAGGGUCAGAGACUCGUACCCCCUUAGACACAGAGGGUCUAUCCACGUCCACAGGCGGCGAAUUUUCAGAAUCUCAGCGUUCAAUAGACUUCGCCACCUGGGACGGAGCUGCCGCGCUACAACGGCUCUCAUUACCUUCUAUGAUCACACCGUCUGGAGGCUUUCAGUACGAUGUCGCCACCACAUCGGCGGACAUGCUCGAUCCUGCGAUGUUCACGAUAGACUAUAACGAAGACACGAUGUUCCUUAUGGGUUUGACUGGAUUUGAUAUGAUGGGUUUCGGUUUUCAGGAUUGACAUGGUGGCUUUUGAUACUGUCGAAAUUACUUCUCACAAUGCCCUCACAACGCGGGCCUCAGCCGGAUUGCCAUCGAGUCUUCUGCGAUUUCGGCCCAACGACUUUUGUAUACCCG